This is a messenger RNA of Sphaeroforma arctica JP610, 462 nucleotides long. RefSeq lists its product as hypothetical. The record is from RefSeq and is a predicted model, not a curated record. NCBI's taxonomy places the organism in Eukaryota, Ichthyosporea, Ichthyophonida. The coding region runs from base 1 to 462 and encodes 153 amino acids. The transcript has a single exon.
AUGGAGUUUGCAGAUGGCGCACAAUACGAUCCACCCCCAUCGGCAUUCGAUGACCCAGACGUAUUGAAGGCUUUUAAUAAGAAGUUUCGCAAAGGUCUACAUAAGAACAAGGUAGACGCAGAGGCUAUCUUACCUAUAAACAAAUGUCCUGAUGUAGUUAAAGUUUAUCCGCAGAACCUACAUUGCGAGCGGGCGAUGCAAGGAGUGCCAAGGGAACGCUUCCAAACAGCACCACCUCAGCACAGUUCAAGCGGUAUCUCAGGUACCUCUCUAGUCAACCAAUGCGUGAUCCACUCAUGCAACGCAAGGCUACACAGCCAAUGCACAGAGAUAAAGCACACAGCGCAGGUCGCAAUUGCCCAAGCGAUGACACUGCGAUCGCCAGCUAUGCCACGGCCGAAUCAACAGCGGCGCAGGACACUCGCAGCCAAGAGACCUAAGACAUCGCGGCUGUCAUUCUGA